Gryllus bimaculatus (two-spotted cricket) is the source of this 3487-nucleotide messenger RNA. NCBI's taxonomy places the organism in Eukaryota, Metazoa, Arthropoda, Insecta, Orthoptera, Gryllidae. The record is from the annotation of a GenBank genome assembly.
CCUCGGUAACCGUAUAAUACAGCCCGCUCACGCCAGCUCACGCUAACAGAAGUUGCCAUCCAACACACCCGCCAAACGUUGUGACGUCAUUCUGAACACUUUAAGAAUGUUCUUGUUCCCGCCGCUCGUUCUUCACUUUCGUUCUCCUAUCUCGCGAUAUAGGAGACGGUUCGUUACGAUAAGACCCUGGUAAAAGGUAACAGGUACUUCUUGUAAUAUUCAAAUGACAAUUUUGGAUCUUCCGAAAAUGUUUGCCGAGUUUGAUCGAAAAUUGAUAAUUUUGACACCAUGAUACCAAAUUCUAUAGAAAUAAUUGUUUCUCGGCGAGGGAUGGCCACACUGGUACCAGCUGCAGUGUACGCGUAUGACUCAUGGGCUUUGACUGAAGUCACGUCCCUACGUCUAGAGGCUGUUUGAAAAUACAUAUUUUUGAGGAAUGUGUGUUUUUACUAUCGGUUGUUUUGCGUGGACUCACAUUUUCAUGGAUUCUACGGUGAAGAGGAAAACUUACUGAUUUUUGUUUGCUCUCUAGGUUAUGUAUUAAAGCUUGAUAAUUAAUUUGUUUUUGUAUUCAAACUGUCAUUGUGUUAAAAAGUUCCAAAAUGAAGAAAAUGACAGGCCAGUUCCGCGCCACAACCUGGGAUCCAUUACUCAUUGUGUCUCAAAUUGUAGCAAUGCAAUGUGUCAUGUAUGUUGGGUUGGGUUUAUGGAUGGUAGUGAUGGACACCCUUGUGGGAUCUUCUCGUUCCCUCGAUCAUCUGUUUAAAUACCAGGAAAUUCAUGUUCGUGAUGUGAAUGGUAAAUUAGUCAUCACUGCAUUUGUACUAAAUGCAUUAGUGGGGUAUGUCCUAUUGAAUUAGACAAUUUAUUUUAAUUUAUUUGUGAAUGAAUUAAUGAAUUUGAAAAUCUUUACAGAUCCCUGGGUCUUUGGUGUAUUGUGCAGAGAACAAAGCAAUGCUUGGAUUUCACAUGUACUGUUCAUUUAAUUCAUCUGUUUGUUUGUUGGUUCUAUAAUGCAAAUUUUCCCAAUGCUUUCUCUUGGUGGCUACUGAACAUUGCGUGUCUUGCCAUCAUGUGUGUGUGUGGUGAAUUUCUGUGCAUGCGGACCGAAUUGCAAGCCAUCCCUGUAAAUCUAGGCCCAAAAGUUGAUUUAUAGUAAACAAAAAAAGGAGAAUAACAUCUGUCUGUUGUGAAGUGUGAUAAUCAGAAUAUGGAAAGUAUCGCCAUGACUGUUAGCAGUCCUUUUGAAAAACUAUGAAUUGCAUUGAAAUUAAAAUGACUGAAAAUAAAUUCCGAAGAUGUUGGUUGAGAGUCAGGCCAAAGAAUUAAAAUUGUGUGAUAUCAGUACCAGUGUGCGAUUAUUGAAUUGACUGUUGAGUUGAACCAAUGGUGUUUAUUAUAUCAAAUACCAAAACUCAUUGUUUAAAAUAUAUUUAAAGUCCUUGGACUAUGUUGUUUUGAAUGAGGAUUUGUUAGUGAAGUAUUAUGUACAUAGAUGUGAUAAUUAUGAAUGGUUUAAAACUAGCUUGAUUCCAUUAUACAUAAAUAAUUAUAUUUGAAUGUGAAUGAAUUGCAUUGUAUUUUAAAUUUAAAUUAUUGUUUUUAGGUGCAUGUUCAGCAGAAAAGGUUGAUCGUUAAUAUAUAAGAUUAAAAAGCUUAAUAUAUAAGGUUUCAAGAUGAAAAAUAAAUUAUAUGAUGCAGGUUAGAUCGGAAUGAAAUUUACUUCCUGAGUUAGCAUGAAAUUACAUUGUUCAAAACAAAUAUUUAAAAUGCGCAUUAUAUUCAGAUUUCUGAAUGUUGUUCCUACUGCAUGUAACUUUGCAAAUGCACAAAUUUCAAGAAAAUAUUUGUACCCUUCACAAAAUUACGUGGUGAUUCCUAUAAAACCAACGAACUAAUAUCUAAAGUUUUUAAAGUUGGUGAGUGUAGCUGUUACGCAAAAAGUACAGCUUAAGCAGAAUAUAGUGAUUGUAAGCAUUUCAAUGAACUUCCAGCAAGCAACAUUAGUAUUCCAGAAUCAAUUACAAGGAAGACUAACACACUUAAAAAAUUAUAUAUCGUUGUCUUCUAUUGCUUGUUGUAACUUGAGCAAAUAAUCAUUAAGUACAAGGUUAUCAAUAUAAUUAUGCAUUAUGUUAAUCAGUAAAUUAAAAUGAAUCUGAUUAUUUUUUUGUACCACACUUAUCAGAAAAUACCAGCCUGUAAAUCUCUUAAAUUGGUGAGGUACAGUAAUUAAAAUAUUGAAAUUACAUUUGUUUAUCUACAAGUACUAAAUUGCAUAACUUCUUUAAAAUAUAUCACAAGUAUCUCCCUUAAAACUAAACAUCAUAAUUUCAAUUGUACUUUAAUGUAUUGACACAGCACCCUUGAUUUUGUAUCGUUUACUGUUAUUCUAAUACUGUAUCUUACAAGACAUGACAAUCGUCAUUCAGGAUCCUGUUUGAUUUAUAAUUUGCAAAUUUUUGCUGUAUGCAGAAUGAACCUAAGGUCAAGAAGGAGAGCAAGGGAUAUUUUUGCACAAAUUUUACAGAAAAAUCAAAUUCUAUUCUUUGAUUGAUUUUCUGUUGGAAUGCAAUUUUUGCCCCCUAGUGGAAAUGUUAUUACCGAAUAAAUGGUAGUUUAAGAAGUUGUUUUAUGUCUAAUUUUUUAAUUGUUUGAAAUUAGCUUAUUGACAGAUUUGAUAAGGAAACAAUAAAAAAAACACGUUUUUGCACGCAUCACGGUUCAUGAAACUAAGUUAUUUUAUUUGCCUCGUUUUAUCUAUUAUCUCUUUUAAAUUAAAUUUGCUACUAUUUUUGUAUAACAAAAAACAAACAAAUCUAUUAAAAUUUGUUAAUUUUCAUUGUGUACACAUGGAAAGUGAACACUUUAACAAAUUUUAAAUUUCUCAUGGAUCUUUAAACCACACUAUCUACUCUUAAGUGACAAGUAUGCUUUUGAUAAAGAAAAAGUAUAAAUCAUUCAACCUGCCUCAGGACUUUGUUCUCUGAAACAUGUGUUGGGAAUUAAUACUUAAUAAUUCAAUUAUGAGUUGCUUCCACCGGAGCACUGAAACUCAUAAUCAUCAAACUGGCAAAGCUCGUAUUAAAAGCACCACACAGCAUACCAAAAAACUUUUCUAGAAAUGUUCUGCUAGGAGCUAUAAUUUUGAUGUCGAAUCCAAUUAUAAAAACCCUCCUUUGGGGAUGCUCCCAGCACAAUUGUAGCCAAGAGCAAAAAGCGCAGGGUUUUAUUUUUAUUGCCAAUUGCUCCUAGCAUAUUGAGUUACUAAGUAACUAAUUUACAAAUUCCCAAGAAUGAAUCUAAUGCUGGUUUGUUUGGUGUAUUUUUCAAUGGCAGGGAUAGGUUGAAGAUAUGGGUGAGGUUUGUUAAAACAACAAAGCAUAAGUUUUCUCAUAGAGAAAAGGAUUUAAAGUAUUUCAAAAAAAAAAAUUAGUUUUUUGUACAGGUUCACCAUAAAAUGUAAAGUUAACAAAUCACAAACAAA